This is a messenger RNA of Lycium barbarum (goji berry), 1416 nucleotides long. RefSeq names its product receptor-like protein Cf-9. The record is from RefSeq and is a predicted model, not a curated record. Gene Ontology annotation, molecular function: protein binding. NCBI's taxonomy places the organism in Eukaryota, Viridiplantae, Streptophyta, Magnoliopsida, Solanales, Solanaceae. The coding region runs from base 1 to 1416 and encodes 471 amino acids. The transcript has 4 exons.
AUGUCUGAAGAAGCUGGGCAGAUCACGGUGCUUUAUGGUGAUUUCGGAUCAGAGAUCUCUAUCUUUGAUGAUACAAGCAACACUGAGGAAUUACCGGAUCAAACAAAGUUGUCUCUAGAGACAACUAAUGAUGUCGUUCCAUACAUAGGACAAACCAUAUUACCUCAUCUGUGUCUGAAAGAUGAAAGCAUUUCCCUUCUAAAAUUCAGUAAAACAUUUACUGUAGAUCCCACAAUACCUUUUCCUCCUUAUCCUCAAGUUAUGUGUGAUUUUUAUGCAAAAACUAGUUCAUGGACUAUGAGACGAGAUUGUUGCUCAUGGGAUGGAGUGUUAUGCAAUGAGUUGAGUGGCCCUGUGAUUGAGCUUGACAUCAGUUGCAGCCAACUUGUUGAUGAAAUUCCUUUUGAAAUCUCUCAUCUUUCCGAGUUGCGUUCUCUUCAUCUCCCAGUUAUGGUUGAUAUUGGUAAGCUGAGACUUGAGCCUCAUGAUUUUAAAUUACUCCUUCAGAACUUGACCUAUCUAAGAGAGUUUGAUCUUAAUGGUGUGAACAUUUCGUCGACCAUUCCUCCAAAUUUGUCUUCUCAUUUAACAACUCUGAGGCUUUAUCAAACAGAGCUAUUUGGGAUAUUACCUGGGAGUGUUUUUCACCUGCCAAAAUUGAAAGCACUUGCCUUAUCACAGAAUCCUCAGCUCAGUGGUUAUUUUUCAAUGACCAAAUGGAACAGCAGUGCAUCUCUCAUGGAGUUAGAUCUCAACAGCGUGAAUUUUUCUAGUAAUUUUCCCGAAUCUUUUGGAUAUCUAACGUCACUACAGUCUUUGAGACUUCGUUCGUGCAAUCUUUGGGGGCCUAUUCCUGAAUCUCUUUCAAAUAUCACACAUAUAAAAUAUUUGUUCCCUGAUAAUAACUCUGUGAAUGGAACAAUACCAUUCUGGAUAUUCUCCCAUAAUCCGUCACAAAGUAAUUUAGGUUUGAGUUCUAACUACUUCUCCAUUGCUACAAGUAGUGAUCAACAGGGAAUACUUGCUCUUCUUUGCGUUCAUCUUGAGGAUUUUAAGAACAAUUCACUAGUCGAGAUUAAUUUAGGAGACAAUCAGUUGCAAGGCCAUCUUCCCAAGUCAAUUCAGAACCUUGUGAACCUAGACACGCUUGAUCUUUCAUCAAAUAAUUUUAGUGGUCAUGUGGAUGUCAGCUUCUUUUCAAAUCUGAAGCAUCUUCGAGUUCUUGAUCUUUCACAUAAUCGUAACUCAUUGACCAAUGAGAACAAAGUCAAAGUUUCUUUGCCCAAAUCUCUUGAGUACUUACGAUUGGCGGCAUGUGAAGUAAAAGAUUUGGAGUUUCUAAGAUCCGUAACGAAUAUUCAGGUGUUAGAUCUUUCAUCAAAUAAUUUUUGUGGCGAUGUGGAUGUCAGCUUCUAG